Tilletiopsis washingtonensis is the source of this 1434-nucleotide messenger RNA. RefSeq lists its product as hypothetical. The record is from RefSeq and is a predicted model, not a curated record. Lineage: Eukaryota; Fungi; Basidiomycota; Exobasidiomycetes; Entylomatales. Bases 349 to 1068 code for a protein of 239 amino acids. Gene Ontology annotation, molecular function: GTPase activity. The transcript is spliced from 2 exons.
CCCCCUUUCUUCCUGUGGCCCAGGUUGUGCGCGCAAGCAAGACGCCGGGCAAGACGAAGCACUUCCAGACGCACUUCAUCGGGCGCACGCUGCAGCUGCAGGACUCGCCCGGCCUCGUGUUUCCCUCGUACGCCGGCAUGGAGACGUGCGUGGUUGUGUGCCAUUCCUGCCUUGCCCCCUUCAGGAGAGGGUGUGGGCCGUGGAAAACUGACACAUAGGACGCGCUCUCUCUCUCUCUCUCUCUCUCCCACAUAAAGCCAGGUCUUCGGCGCCAUCCUGCCCAUCUCGCAAGUGCAGGCCGUGUCGACGUGCGUGGCGUGGGCGGCGGCGCAUCUGCCCCUCGAGCGCAUGCUGCACCUCGAGCUGCCGCCCAGCGACGACGCGGGCGGCGCGGGCAGUGGCAGCGCCGCGGCCCCGCGGCAGCCCGGCGAGGCCGCGCCGCACGAGUGGACGGCGACGCGCAUCCUCGAGGCGCUGGCUCGCAGGCACAACUACAAGACGGCAAAGGCCGGCCGCUGGGACUUGAACCGUGCGGGCAACGGCCUGAUGCGCUCGCUCGCCGAGGGCCGCGUGCCCUGGGCCUUCCGGCCGCCGCCGCCGCCCAUGGCCGACGCCGCCGCCGCCGCCGCGCUGCCGCCCGGCUGCAUCGGCGACGCGGCCCUCGAUGCGCGCGUGCUGGCCGGCGACGGCAUCUGGCUCGGCAGCGGCCGCGGCGUGCCCCAGACGCACGCCGACGCUGAAGCGAGCGACGACGACGAUCACGACGACGACGACGACGACGACGAUGACGACGACGACGAUGACGACGACGACGACGACGAGGGCGCAGCGUCUGCCGGCGAGCGCGGGGCGCAGGACAAGCAGGCGCCUCUUGCUCGCAGCGUGCGCUUCGGACCGGGCACCAAGAAGGCGGCGCCAAGCGCACGCGAAGAGAGCGAGGAGGAGAGUGAGGUGGAAGAGGCCGUGGCUGCGAGCGGCGGCAUGUUUGCCGCGCUGGCGCUCGACGGCGACAGCGAUGGCGGCGAGAGCGGCAGCGAGCGCUCUGCUGCGGCAGAGCACGAGCUCUGACGCCCGACGAGACGCACAGGGAGCGCGCGACGACACUGCUGUGGCGUACGAGGAGAGGGCAAUGAGAAGAGACCCUCUUCCAUACCGUUGUCUACACCGCUCCAUCCCGCCCUGUCGCCGUCGGACUGCACGCGGCCUGGAGCUGCUUCUCCUAAUGUAGUGUGUGUAUUGGCCCACGCAUCGGCGCCGCGGCGCAGACUUCACGCCUCUUGCGAGCCAGGCAGGAAGGCCCACGCCGUGCCCGUCGCCGCAAACACGAGCGACACGCCCAGGAUGGCAACGUCGGCGCAGACGCGCGCACGCGACAUGUCGGCGUGGUUGAGCUUGAGGUCUGGGGGUGAUGGGCGCGCGCGCGAGAGGGACAUG